Manihot esculenta (cassava) is the source of this 3672-nucleotide messenger RNA. RefSeq names its product squamosa promoter-binding-like protein 1. Gene Ontology annotation, molecular function: DNA binding. The transcript has 11 exons. Bases 557 to 3493 code for a protein of 978 amino acids. Gene Ontology annotation, cellular component: nucleus. NCBI's taxonomy places the organism in Eukaryota, Viridiplantae, Streptophyta, Magnoliopsida, Malpighiales, Euphorbiaceae. The record is from RefSeq and is a predicted model, not a curated record.
UUUUGUGUACCAUAUUAUACCAUAGCACAACUCAUUUUCCAUAAACAAAACUCCUUCACAUCAUCGCCUCGCCACCGUCUGAUCGAUUGGCCAAGUUGCCUUUGUUGCCGUGUACUUUCCGGCAGGAUAACCGAUCUGCUUCUGCGCAGCUGGAUUCUAAUUUAAUUAGUUUCUGGCCAAGUAAUUUAUGUGCUUACUUAUAUAGCUUUCUUAUUUUUUUCGUUUUAGAUUGUGUGUGGUUAAUUUAGCUGGCUGGAAAGUUUGGGCUUAAUGCUUUUGGAGUUUAUACACUGGAUUUUGGAGGGGGGGAUAUAGGUGAUUUAAGGGGUACUGGCAUGUGGGUUGCGCUUAAUUGGAACCAUGGGUGUGUGUGUGUACUGUUUUUGGACUUCUGGGGAAGAACUGAAGCUGAUUAGGUGAUUUUUUUUCAUUUACAACUUUCUGGUGUUUAAUUGAAGCUCUGAUCUUGUAGGGGAGUGUGUUAAUUUUCUGGGAUUUUAUAUCACUGUUGGUUCAAUUUGUGAAUUUGGAUCUUUUGGAUAUCUGAGCUUGAACCAUGGAGGCUAGAUUUGGAGGUGAAGGUGAAGCUCAAGCUCAUCAUUUCUGUGGCAUGAGUGCCACAGAAAUGCGGGCAGUUGGAAAGAGAAGUUUAGAGUGGGAUUUGAAUGAUUGGAAAUGGGAUGGUGACCUUUUCAUUGCUAGCCCUUUGAAUCCAGUGCCCUCAGGUGGAAUGGGUAGGCAAUUUUUCCCUGUUGCAACAGGAAUUCCUGUGAAUGGGAAUUCGUCUAAUAGUUCAUCCUCAUGCUCUGAUGAAGUAAAUCUGGGAAUUGAGCAAGGAAAGAGGGAAUUAGAGAAAAGGAGAAGGGUUAUUGUCAUUGAAGAUGAUAAUUUGAAUGGUGAAGAAGUAGGUAGCCUUAGUUUGAAGCUUGGUGGCCAUGGUUAUCCAAUUACCCAAAGGGAGAUCAGAAGUUGGGAGGGAAACAGCGGAAAGAAGACCAAAUUGGCUGGGGGUAGCAUGAGCCGUGCAGUUUGUCAAGUGGAGGACUGUGGUGCUGAUCUGAGCAAUGCUAAGGAUUAUCAUAGACGGCAUAAGGUUUGUGAUCUGCAUUCCAAGGCCAGUAAGGCCCUUGUGGGAAAUGUAAUGCAGCGUUUCUGUCAGCAGUGUAGUAGGUUUCAUGUCCUUCAAGAGUUUGAUGAAGGGAAGAGAAGUUGCCGCAGACGUUUGGCUGGCCAUAACAAAAGGAGGAGGAAAACAAAUCCUGAAGCUGCUGGUAAUGGAAGUUCAUUGAAUGAUGACCAGACGACUAGUUAUCUAUUGAUAAGUCUCCUGAGAAUACUUUCUAACAUGCAUUCUAAUAGGUCAGACCAGGUGACAGACCAGGAUCUUUUAUCUCAUUUAUUAAAGAGCCUUGGAAGCCAUACUAUUGAACAUGGAGGAAGAAACAUAUCUGGGCUUUUGCAGGAAUCACGAGACUUGCUGAAUGAUGGAAAUUCAGAGCAAGUUGGACAUGCACAUGGUGCUAAUGGUGCAAAUAUGCAAACUUCUCCUGUGAAACCUAGCAUUCUGAACAACUAUCCAGCUUAUUCAGAAGUUCGAGACACCACUGUAGGACAGGUCAAGAUGAACAAUUUUGAUUUGAAUGACAUAUAUGUUGACUCAGAUGAUGGUGCUGAAGAUAUAGAGAGAUCACCAGUUGUUACAAACAUGAUGACUAGCUCCCUUGAUUGUCCUUCAUGGAUACAACAAGAUUCACAUCAAUCAAGUCCACCGCAGACAAGUAGAAAUUCAGAUUCAGCAUCUGCUCAGUCACCUUCAAGUUCUAGUGGAGAUGCUCAGAGUCGUACCGAUCGAAUUAUUUUCAAACUUUUUGGUAAAGAGCCUAAUGAUUUUCCUCUUGCCCUGCGAGCCCAGAUUCUGGACUGGCUGUCUCACAGUCCCACCGACAUUGAGAGCUACAUUAGACCUGGUUGUGUCAUUCUGACCAUUUAUCUUCGCCAAGCUGAUGCCACAUGGGAGGAACUGUGCUGUAAUCUUAGCUCCAGUUUGGGUAGGCUUCUAGAUGUAUCAGAUGAUGCUUUCUGGCGAACCGGAUGGGUCUAUAUUAAGGUGCAGCAUCAAGUAGCAUUUGUUUGCAAUGGUAAGGUUGUCGUGGAUACAUCCUUAUCUCUCAAAAGUAACAACUGUAGUCAAAUUUUAAGUGUCAAACCAAUUGCAAUAUCUGCAUCCGAAAAAGCUCAAUUUGUGAUUAAAGGAAUCAACCUGUCUCGGCCUACUACAAGAUUACUUUGUGCAGUAGAAGGAAAGUAUAUGUUUCAGAAAGAUACUGAAGAACUAAUGGGCAGGGUUGAUAACUUAAAGGGGCACAAGGAACUCCAGUGUGUUAACUUUUCUUGCUCUAUUCCCACGGUAUCUGGAAGAGGAUUCAUUGAGAUUGAAGAUCAUGGUUUCAGCAGUAGCUACUUUCCUUUUAUAGUUGCAGAGGACGAUGUUUGUUCAGAUAUCCGUAUGCUUGAGGGUGUGUUGGAGUUCGCUGAAACAGAUGCUGAUGGAAGUGGAAAAAUGGUAGCCAAAAAUCAAGCUAUGGAGUUCAUUCAUGAAAUAGGUUGGCUUCUUCAUAGAAGUCAAUUGAAGUCUAGAUUGGACCACUUGGAUCCUUACACAGACCUCUUUCCUUUAAAACGGUUCAAGUGGCUCAUGGAGUUCUCGAUGGACCAUGAAUGGUGCGCUGUAGUGAAAAAACUCUUGAAUAUUCUGCUCAAAGGUGUUGUUGGUACAGGAGAGCACUCAUCUCUAGACCUUGCAUUAUCAGAAAUGGGUCUUCUUCACCGAGCUGUGCGGAAGAAUUCUAGGUCUCUAGUGGAGCUUCUUUUAAGAUAUGCUCCUGAGAAAACAGUACCUGAAAACAAGUUACUGAUUGGUGGAAGCCAUGAGAGCAGCUUGUUUAGACCAGAUGCUACAGGACCUGCAGGUUUGACGCCUCUUCAUAUUGCAGCUGGUAAAGAUGGUUCUGAAGAUGUACUGGAUGUAUUAACUGAUGAUCCUGGAAUGGUGGGAAUUGAAGCAUGGAAGAGCGCCCGUGACAGCACUGGUUUCACACCUGAAGAUUAUGCUCGUUUGCGAGGCCACUACCUGUACAUCCACUUGGUACAGAAGAAAAUUAACAAAAGAUCAGCUGUGGGACACGUGGUGCUUGACAUUCCUGAGGCUCUAUCUGACUGCAGCACUAAGCAGAAGCAAAAUGAAGAGGUCAGUACCAGCUUUGAGAUUGCACAAACAGCGAAGAGACCCAUUCAGCGACCCUGCAAGCUUUGCCAUCAAAAGCUGGAUUAUGGAACGGCUGGCAGGUCAUUAUUAUACAGGCCUGCAAUGCUGUCAAUGGUGGCCAUUGCUGCAGUUUGUGUUUGUGUGGCUCUUUUAUUCAAGAGUUCUCCUGAAGUUGUGUACGUCUUCCGCCCCUUCAGGUGGGAAUUGUUGGACUAUGGAACAAGCUGAGGUCCUCACUAAAUCCCAAUUUGAUGGAUAAUAGGUGGUGUGCGCUUAUAGACUGUAAAGUCGAGAUUUCUUCCCGUGUAACCGUUGCUUUAGACAAGUUUCAGAUUCUGUACUGUACUGUACUGUGAUUGACAUGUAUUUAUUAACUGUUUAGUGUAAUAUUUUAACAGUGAUUUUAA